Adineta steineri is the source of this 1068-nucleotide messenger RNA. Lineage: Eukaryota; Metazoa; Rotifera; Eurotatoria; Adinetida; Adinetidae. The record is from the annotation of a GenBank genome assembly.
AUGAAUUCAUCUCCUUCAUCGUCAAAUACGAUUUAUGUUGGAAAUAUUCAAUCAAUUAAAGAUGAACAAUUACAAGAAUAUUUUCAACAAUUUGGUAAAAUUGAAAGUUUAUAUCAUAAUUGUACACGUGGUGUUGAUGAAUGGUUAAUUGAUUAUCGUUUUAUAAAAUUUUCAUCGAAUACAAAUAUGAGUGCAAUUUUAACAAAUACAUAUGAUCAUACUAUAUGUAGAAUUCGUCUUGAUGUACAUCCUUAUGAUGCAGUUUUUUCGGAUGAAACACGUUUAACAUCCGAUAGAAAAAUAUGUAUUGCACAUACAAAUUCAAUACUUCAACGAAAUGUUAUUCAAAAAGCAUUUAAAAGAUAUGGACGAAUAUUAAAUUGUACAUGUGUAUCAUCGGGAAAUGGUGUUGAAUAUGUUUAUGUCGAGUUUGAAACAAUUAAUUCAGUUCGAUCUGUAUUUGCAUCGAAUCAAACUCAUUUUGCUGGUCGAACUUCACUUGCUGUUAAACAACCAUUAAGACCAUCACAAGUUGCACCAAAAAUUGAAUCUCUACCAGUUAAUAAAAGAGAAUGUACAGAAGUAUUGACACCAAGAUAUUCACAUCGUCAACGAAGAGAUUCAAAUGUAGAUACUGCACAAUAUACAUCAUUAGCUAGUCAUCAAAAUAUGAUCGAGGAAGAACUUCGAACAUCAACUCCUACUUCUGAUCGAUUAUUGAAUAGUUCAUCGCAAUCUCAAAAUGAAUUAUUAUUAAUACCAACCGACACCCAACCAGCAAAUAAUGAAUCAUUACAAACAUGCAGUCAACAACAAUUAAAAGUUUAUGAACGUGAAUAUGAUCUAAUUAUUCGAAAGACUUUCGAUGAAAUUACUUAUGAAAUUGAAAAAUUUCUUCAAAAUCAAAAACAAUCUUAUAAAAAAUUACAGAAAUAUAUUUUGACUGAACUUCAAUCUGAGUCUAGUUCAUCAUCGGAGGAAGAAGGUGAAAUAACUGAAUCGAAAUUAUCUUCUCUUUCAAAAAAUUCUAAAUACUAUCCGAAAAAACGACUUAAAUCUCAUUAUUAA